UGCUUUUCUCUGUUUUCUUUCAAUGGAGUUGAUUCCCGGUCUUCCCAACGACGUAGCUCAUGAAUGUCUUAUUCGGAUUUCGUUUGAUCAGUUAUCCAAGGCUGCAUCUGUGUGUAGAGCAUGGAACGCUGUGAUUAAGCAGCCGGAGUUCCGCCGCCGCUGCUGGAAAGCUUCUGCUCUAACCCGACCUGUCAUUGUCAUGGCUCAGAUGAUGGAUGGUUUAAAAGAGUUGGAUCCACCGUUUUACCGGCUCACGCUAUUCGAGCCGGUGAAAAACCGAUGGAGCCAUAUUCCGCCGAUACCGGAGAUGGUGGAUGGGAUGCCGGUGUUCUGUCGCGUAGUCGGAAUUGGACCGGAGCUGGCGGUGAUAGGCGGUCUCGACCCGGUGACACAUCAGCAUCUGAAUUCAGUUUUCAUCUACAACUUCUUAUCCGCCACGUGGAGGCGCGGCGCCGACAUGCCAGGAGAGGAUCGGAUGGUCUUCGGAUGCGCGGCAUCGGCGGACGACAGGACAGUGGUGGUUGCCGGCGGAAGGAACUGGGACAAUUUCUGGCUGAAAUCAACCUUGGCGUACGACGUGGCAAGGGACAUGUGGACGACGUUGUCAGACAUGUCAAUUGGGCAAACCGAAUGCACGUGCGUGUUCCAUCGUGGCAAGUUCCACGUACUCACCCGCUAUAACAAGGACACACAAGACGAUUCCAAACAAAUCGUCGAAACACUCGACCUUGUCACCCGCCAGUGGCGCGUAACCGACAUAGUUACAGACUACACCAUCAUACCGUUUCAGUCUACCUAUGUAGAUAUCGGCGGAGUAAUAUACACGGUCAAGGGAAGACAUGUGACGUGGUUGCAUUAGAGGACGACACAUGGGUGUUCGUCACGCGCGUCCCCGACUCUACAUCCGACGUGACAUAUUUGACAGGGUGGCAGGGGAAUAUGAUGGUGAUAAAUACAAAAGGUGGUGAAAUUCAUAGUGCUUAUGUGCUAGAAUUGAAGAGUAAAAAAUGGACGAAAGUAAAAAUCCCACGUAAGUAUCGCGGUUAUGUUCAUUUUGGUUAUUAUUGUCAUAUACACAUCUAAAAGGAACAAUUUUAUUUUGUCCUUAAAUUAGCUUGAUAAGCACUCUUCUUCUUCUACUACUUUUUAUUUAUUUAUUUUUUAAUAUAUUCAUCUUAGAUG
Messenger RNA from Ipomoea nil (Japanese morning glory), 1182 nucleotides. RefSeq names its product F-box/kelch-repeat protein At1g80440-like. Gene Ontology annotation, biological process: regulation of phenylpropanoid metabolic process; negative regulation of cytokinin-activated signaling pathway. The transcript has 2 exons. The record is from RefSeq and is a predicted model, not a curated record. Bases 23 to 859 code for a protein of 278 amino acids. Lineage: Eukaryota; Viridiplantae; Streptophyta; Magnoliopsida; Solanales; Convolvulaceae. Gene Ontology annotation, molecular function: protein binding.